AUGUUGGUUUCAUUUCGAUCGCUACUUUUGGUAGUGACCAGUGGUGCAUUGACUAAUGCCCAAUUCUUUUUCAAUCAACCGUUCAACUUCUUCCCUCAAAGACCAUUCCAACUAUUCCAACCUCCUACCACACCACCGACUACAACAACAACCGUCGAGUUUAUUCCGGACCCCGAUAAGGAGCAAGGAAACUUCCCUAUGCCCAAUCCAGCCAAUUGGCCGGUUGGACCUGAUUGGAAUGAUCCACGGAACAACAAUAAUCAACAAUUGGGAUGGGGAGGAAACGGUCUUAUUGGCACCACUUCAACUAAACCGUCUAUUGUUAUUUCAACUACCACUACUACCACAACUAUACAACCAACGACAACCGCAAUUAUUAGUUCAACUAUUCGACCGAUUGUCAUGACUAAGAAACCACUUCCAGCGCCAGCCAAGAAACAGUCUGCUAAGAAACGGUCAUCACCAAAAAAAGCAAUCGUGACUCCGGCUCCAAAACCAGCUUCUGUUCCUUUUGCUGUGACAACUCAACCACCGAAAGUUAGACUGUCAUCUGCCUCGAAGAGAAGCAGCUCUAGAAAGUCUAAAUCUACUUCAAGAAGACGUAGUCACUAA
Messenger RNA from Caenorhabditis remanei, 612 nucleotides. RefSeq lists its product as uncharacterized. The transcript is spliced from 5 exons. Bases 1 to 612 code for a protein of 203 amino acids. The record is from RefSeq and is a predicted model, not a curated record. Lineage: Eukaryota; Metazoa; Nematoda; Chromadorea; Rhabditida; Rhabditidae.